AUGGUUUGCUUUUCUUCGAUGGGUGGCUCUGGUAUAAUAGCCACAGAACUCGGGAAGUUGUUGGCCGACAAAGGAUAUCAAGUGCAUUUUAUUGGACAUGGCGUACCAUUUCGUCUCGAUAAAUUAUCAAAAAAUAUUUUUUAUCAUGAAGUCGAAGUAACUGAUUAUCCUGUUUUCAAAGGCUCACCUUAUGAUUUGGCACUUGCCAACAAAAUUGCAGAAGUAGCUAAGAUGGAACAACUUGAUUUGAUACAUGUGCAUUAUGCCAUGCCACAUGCAGUUUGUGCAUUUUUAGCUAAACAAAUAGUGGGUGAUCAUUUAAAAAUAGUCACAACAUUACAUGGAACUGAUAUUACUAUACUUGGAGUGGAUCCAACCUUCAAAGAUUUGAUAUGUUUAGCACUCAAGAAAAGUGAUGCAGUUACUGCUGUUUCAAAAGAUUUAGUAAAAGAAGCUCAAAAAUUAGACAACAAUAUGUGCAACAUUGACUUAACAUAUAAUUUUGUUGAUGAACGACUGUUUCAUCCAAGAAACAAUGACCGAUUACGUGCAGAAUUGGGCAUUGGGAAAGAUCAAGUUCUAUUGCAUGCCUCUAAUUUUCGGCCAGUAAAACGUGUCAUUGAUGUGAUUAACAUUUUCGCACUUGUAAAUCAAAAGAUUCCAUCGACACGAUUAUUAUUAGUUGGCGAAGGACCCGACAUGCGCGAUUGUCAAAAGCGACUACAUGAAUUGAAGUCAGAGAAGCAAGUGCAUUUCCUUUCGAAAGAAGCUAGUAUGCCGCAUACUUUUCCGCUAGCUGAUGUAUUAUUAUUACCGUCGGAAAAAGAGAGUUUCGGACUCGUAGCUCUCGAAGCAAUGGCAUGUGGUGUACCGACUGUUGGAUCAAUAGCAGGCGGGAUCCCAGAAUUAGUUAUUCAUGGAGAAACUGGCUUUCUAGCACCUAUUGGAGAUACGAAGACAAUGGCAGAAUAUACGAUUCAAUUAUUGACCGAUAAAGUACUGAUGCAGCAAAUGUCACGCCAGUGUCUCAUUCAUGCGAGAACAGAAUUUAAUCGUGAAACGAUGGUGAACCGAUACGAACAAAUUUAUUAUCGAGUAUUAAACCGAAAAAUGCCUGAACCUUCAUAG
Molecule: messenger RNA, 1128 nt
Organism: Rotaria sp. Silwood1
Lineage: Eukaryota; Metazoa; Rotifera; Eurotatoria; Philodinida; Philodinidae
Source: the annotation of a GenBank genome assembly